Molecule: messenger RNA, 855 nt
Organism: Penicillium cinerascens
Lineage: Eukaryota; Fungi; Ascomycota; Eurotiomycetes; Eurotiales; Aspergillaceae
Product: carbon-nitrogen hydrolase family protein
Exons: 2
Coding region: 1-855 (284 amino acids)
Molecular function (GO): hydrolase activity, acting on carbon-nitrogen (but not peptide) bonds, in linear amides
Source: RefSeq, a predicted model, not a curated record
AUGAAGACGUGCAAAAUCGCUGUCAUACAACUUCACCCCAAAGAAAACGAGAUCGAAUCAAAUCACCAAAGAGCCUUAAAAUUCAUCAAAGAAGCAGCAGACUCUGGCGCACAGUUAGCCGUUCUCCCGGAAUACCACCUCGCCGACUUCUUCCCCAGCCACGACCUCUCAAUCAGGCAGAGAUGCGCCAACUGGCAGAAAUACCUCGACGCAUACUGCGCAAUAGCCAAAGAACUAAAUAUCUGCGUUGUGCCGGGAUCACUGGGCGAACUACAUGACGAUAACACGAUCGUCAACGCUGCAUACUUCAUCGACAACACCGGUGCUAUCUGUGGGAAAUACGAGAAAAAGAACCUCUGGCACUCGGAACGGGGCUAUGUCAAGGGAUCUAAAAACGAAACCCGCCACAUCGCGUUCGACACACCCUUGGGCAAAGUCGGGCUUCUGAUCUGUUGGGACUUGGCGUUUCCUGAAGCCUUUAGAGAGCUUAUCGUACAGGGCGCUAAGAUGGUUAUUGUGCCUGCGUUCUGGAAGUACAGCGAUGCAGGGGAAGUUGGAAUGAAGCGCAACCCCAAGUCUGAAGGCGACUUUGUGGAUGCGGCUGUCGUUAGCAGGGCAUUUGAGAAUACUGCUGCGGUGGUGUUUUGCAAUGUUGCAGGGCCACCGGAGGAAGGAUAUGCCGGACUCUCUCAGGUAGCGAUGCCAUUCUUAGGGCGCGUUGAGAGGUUUGAGAAUAGCGAGGAGGGAAUGAGGAUUGUGUCUGUCGACAUGGAUGUUUUGGAGGAGGCCGAGGCCGCUUACAAGAUCCGCGAGGAUAUUGCGACUUCAGAGUGGCACUACGGUUAUCGCCAAUGA